AUGUCAAAGUUGCAAAACGAAACGGUGAGUGUGCCUGCUUCUGGAAAAUGGAGCUGGAAUGAUGAAACACAAACCCUGGAGUUCACUUGUUUUAACAUCUCUCCUGGGAUUAAAAGGAAGAGAAAAGCCUCAAAAACGCCUUCGUACCAAGAGCUUGUGAGGGAACAUCUGAUAAAAAUUUCUCAAUGCAAGUCUUCGGCCAAAGGAGGGAGCUCUGGUCUGAGGAAGAGUGUGGGACUUGCUGAGCUGAACGCCUACAAUGCUGCUGCAGAAUGCUCACAGAGGGACUCGAUCACCAUUGAGGACAUUAAACAAGUGGCAGUCUCGUUGAUGCAGGAGAAUGAAGCACUGCCUAUUCCACUUUUCUUUUUGACUGUGAUUAAGAGUAAGGAGCUGGACGAGUUUCUGACUGCUCUUUUGUUGUACCUGCACUGCUACUGGCAGAGGAUGGCUCUGGUGGAGAAGUCCAAGCCCCUCAUGGUGGAGCAGAGCGUGACAGAGCAGCAGAUGACAGCAAAAGCAAGUGUUAAACUGGAGCUGGCCAAGAAGCACCUGGCUGUCUGUUACUCCAGUCUGGUGCUGGGACAAGGUCUCUCCCAACAGCACCACAUGGCCUGUGGCAGGAGCAGGGUGUCGUCCACUUACAGAGACAGGCAUUUGUAUGAGUGUCUGUACAGCUUCUUCUGCUAUGUGGCAUGGGUCACCUUUGGAAGGCGGGAUCUGAAAGGCAUUCAGACUCUGAUUGGUUGCUUGUUGCGUCCUGACACAUUCAAUCCUGCCCUGAGGGCUCAAAGGAAAGAACCAGAGGAGGAAGAGGAGGAGAAAGACAGCACCCAGAAAGAGAGUCAGCCUGAGACCAGCCCAAGCAUCAGGAAGUCUUGGCAUAGGCCAGGCCUAAUCUCUAUGUUGACCCAGUGCUCACCUGUUAUGAUGUCUAUCCUGCCUUGCACACGAGAAAAAGCAUCCAAGUUGCUCCAGAGAUCCAGCCUCCACAAGCAGCAGCCAGAUAAGCUCAUAGACACAGAUGUGCUGAUGGAGGAGCUCAGCCAACAGUUGGAGUCGUACAGCUUCGGGAUACUGGGAAAACCUCUGAGCCAUUUGAGACACACCACACUGAUGCCCCAUGGAGCCAAGAAGGAGGAUGAAGAAGUGGAUGAUGAAGACCAUGUUGAUGAUGACGAUGAUGAAAACAAUAAUCUGCUAACAGAUAACAGGGUUAGGAAGACCACCUUUAUGCACCAGAGAUCUGCCACAAUGACAGCAGGGAAGCGCAGCAGCUUGAGCCGGGCUCACACUGUGACCUUGAGAGCCACCACGGAAGCACCGUUGUCAGAUACGGAAUGAAUUUUACUUUAAUGUGUGUGCGCAUGUGUAUG
Molecule: messenger RNA, 1376 nt
Organism: Neoarius graeffei (lesser salmon catfish)
Lineage: Eukaryota; Metazoa; Chordata; Actinopteri; Siluriformes; Ariidae
Product: protein phosphatase 1 regulatory subunit 36
Exons: 11
Coding region: 1-1344 (447 amino acids)
Biological process (GO): negative regulation of phosphatase activity
Molecular function (GO): phosphatase binding
Source: RefSeq, a predicted model, not a curated record